Thunnus maccoyii (southern bluefin tuna) is the source of this 1928-nucleotide messenger RNA. It is a transcript of the gene admp, whose product is annotated as anti-dorsalizing morphogenic protein. Lineage: Eukaryota; Metazoa; Chordata; Actinopteri; Scombriformes; Scombridae. The transcript has 5 exons. Gene Ontology annotation, molecular function: cytokine activity; growth factor activity. Gene Ontology annotation, cellular component: extracellular region. The record is from RefSeq and is a predicted model, not a curated record. The coding region runs from base 413 to 1702 and encodes 429 amino acids. Gene Ontology annotation, biological process: SMAD protein signal transduction.
CGAAGUAAUUGGUUUCCACCUAAGACACUGUGCCCAUUAUUCUAAAUUAAUGGAUUCAUUUGGGCGCAGUUAACCUCCCAUGGCGAGAGCACUUCCUCAUGAGAUCAGCUCAAAGUUUAUUCCCUCCACUGUAUCACAUUUUCUUCCACUAUAAAUUGAUAAAUCAGACAAAACCUAUGUUCCAAAAACAAUACACUCUCUCGUCGUUAAGUGUCGAGCUGAAUUUAGUUUAUUUGAGGCUUUAUUGCCAGACGUGGAGACAAUGGGCUUGAAUAAAAUCUACAAUCGGGUUCACACCUUGUUAACACCGCCAUUAGUCUCCCUUUACAUUCGCUGAUUGGUGAUUUACAUUUGCGACCAAAUAGCAUCUUUACUGCUGUUUACCAAGGGUUUGGGGGGCACUGAAGAGGGAAUGGGGGUAUUUGAUAUAAAAAGUCGAGCUUCCUGGACACUGCAGUCACUCCAACUCCAAGUUGCUGGCUGGCUGUGUGGUUUGAAGACACCGAUGCACCAGGAAACUACUCGCGGCUCAGAUAUGUUGAUGUUUGUGAUCAGCUUUGCCAUUUUGGUGUGCACUGCUGCACGGCCUUCGCUCAACUACCUGGAGAAUCAUUUCACCGCCGAGAAUGAGCCAGAGGAAGUCCGCUCAGCUGCCAUAAAGAGACUUCUGGAGGUUUUUGGGAUGGAGGACCCCCCUGCUAUCCAUGGACACAAGCAGCCACCUCAGUAUAUGCUCGAUCUGUACAACACGGUAGCUGAUGUGGACGGUGUGACCAAGGAUCCUUAUCUUCUCGAGGGGAAUACUGUCCGCAGUUUCUUUGACAAAUUGCGCAGUGAACAGGUGGAGUUCAGGUUCAAUUUGUCCACUGUUGCAAGAACCGAGAAGAUUCUCACUGCAGAGCUCCAUCUUUUCAAGCUGCGACCUCAGGCAACACUGACAUUCAACAGACAUCAUUUCUGCCAGGUGAGUGUUUAUCAGCUGCUUGACACCACCAAAAACAACAACACACAGGAGAGGAAGCUGCUGUCUUCUCGACUCAUCCCAGUCCACUCUACUGGUUGGGAAGUGUUCACCAUUACACAAGCUGUCCGCUCCUGGAUGGUAGAUGAGGGCAGUAACCUGGGGCUUCAUGUGGUGGUUCGGACCCUGGGAGGAAGCCCGAUGGAAAUGAAACUGAUCCGCUUUGCUUCAGGACGCAACCACCACCAGAGCAAGCAGCCCAUGCUGGUCCUCUUCACUGAUGAUGGCCGCCGCGCCACCACUCUCGAGAGCACAGACCCGAACGACACCGCAGCCACUUCCAGCCUGCCCCAGGCCCCCAUAUCCGGUCCGUCCUCCCGCAGCGCCCGCUCCCUGGACUACAGCGAGGAGGAAAGUGUGUCUAUGCCCUGCCAGCGCCUGCCCCUCUACGUGGACUUUGAGGAAAUCGGCUGGUCAGGCUGGAUUGUGUCUCCCCGUGGUUACAAUGCAUACCACUGCAAAGGCUCCUGCCCCUUCCCUCUGGGUCAGAACAUGAGGCCGACCAACCACGCCACCGUCCAGUCCAUCAUCAACGCCCUGAAGCUGAUCAAAGGCAUCGAGACACCGUGCUGCGUGCCUGACAAGCUCUUCUCCAUCAACUUGCUAUACUUCGAUGAUGAUGAGAAUGUUGUGCUGAAACAGUAUAACGACAUGGUGGCUGGAAGCUGCGGCUGCCACUGACAUCUCUUAACUGGUCACUGGUGUCGGGCUGCACAGAUUAAAAAUGUAAAUCGGGUUUUGGUACAAGCUGCCCUUUAAAACUCAACUAACGUGUGCUGAGUCCCACAUGUGGCAUUGUAAUAUAUGUAAAUAAGCAAAAAUUAUAAUAUAUGACAGUGAUAGAAGUGAUAUCAUGUGAAAGAUGUAAAUGUGUAUAUUUUAUGUUUUCUGUUGUGAAUGAUUAUGC